This is a messenger RNA of Pseudozyma hubeiensis SY62, 1395 nucleotides long. RefSeq lists its product as hypothetical. Bases 1 to 1395 code for a protein of 464 amino acids. Lineage: Eukaryota; Fungi; Basidiomycota; Ustilaginomycetes; Ustilaginales; Ustilaginaceae. The transcript has 2 exons. The record is from RefSeq and is a predicted model, not a curated record.
AUGAGCACCGUGCAGCGCAAGAAUUUCACCCAGCGCAACGUCUUCUACCUCCGCGCCUCACCCUACGUCGUGCUGCAAACCAUCCUCUACCUCGACUACCGGCACGUAGAAUGGAUGAAUCUCAACCCCUCGAUCCUCACCCAAGUGCUGUCCAUCCUGCGCACACGUAUCAUGCCCAAGCUGCGUAAGGAAUCCGACUCAUCGGGAAAGCUCUCGGCGAUGAGCAAGAAGGAGCGGGUCGAUGUCUACUCGGAUCGCGAUUUCCAGGUGGCCUACUUUUUCAGGAGGAUGGACGAUCGACAUUCGGUGCUGCUGAAGGAAAAGAGUCUGGUGUUUCCGAGCGACCCGAGUUUGGGUGAGGUCAAGGUGGAGGAGGAGGGGGAGGGGAAUCUGCACGCACCGAUUCCAAGGGCUACCCCUGCGCCGGGAAGGGCAGCUAGCGUUGUUGCGGGGACAUCCGGCGCACAGGAUGCGGAGAGCAAUGCACAGCCGGUGAGGAUCAAAGACUCUCCAGAGACACAAGAGGCGAUCAGAUCUUCGCCAAAUGCAAGCAUGGCAGCGCUCUCUGGAGCCGACGACAACAGCCUCUUCAGGGGUCCAGCGGAAGAAGACGAGGAGGCGCUAGCUAUGCCACCACCGGCCAGCACAAGCACUCGAAGAACAAGAUCAAGCAGCGCAACUGUGCCCGAAGGCAGCCGACGUUCAAAACGAGUUCGCAUACAGGAAGAAAUUGAUGUCAAGCCCGAGCCAGCCCCUGCUCAGACAGCAGACCCAGGCGCGGCACCACCACAGCAGGGCGAGGAGGAUGAUCAUACGAAUGGCUACGAUGACGCCAUUGUGAUCACAGAAGAAGACGAAGAGAAGAUGAAGCCAAAGCUCCACGUCAGAUACGCUGGAUUUCGAAUCUUCGGCAAGCUGCUCGUCCUGGUAGUCGAGCCAUCCAAACGCACCCUCGCAGCGCAUCCCGAACUCUUCGGCGAAAGACGAGCCACCGAGGUCCGACAGCUCUCGGUCGCGCCGCGCUCCAUGACACCAGGCAUAGCCAACAAUCGGUCAGGCUCGGUGCAGGGACGAUUCACAUCGCUCGAGCCGGCGGAGCGGUCGAGUCGAAAUGCAAGCGUAGGGAGAGGCGUCACUCCGCUGUUCCGCGGUGCGACUCCAGCCGACAGUGAAGCAGGAGGCACGCCCGCCCAGCUGCGUAUAUCUGCGACGCCGGCACCUCGAGGAACGAGCGUCCUAGACAACGAUGCAGUGGGCUUAGUCGAGGGGCAGGACGGCGACGCCGAGGAUGAUGGCCCGACGAUAGGCGAAUUGGAGGGCAUCGAGCUGGCCACGCAGAUGCUCGAGAGGGAGGAGCAGACCAUGGGUGGCAACGAUAUCGAGGAGGGGGAUUGA